Spirometra erinaceieuropaei is the source of this 1794-nucleotide messenger RNA. The record is from the annotation of a GenBank genome assembly. NCBI's taxonomy places the organism in Eukaryota, Metazoa, Platyhelminthes, Cestoda, Diphyllobothriidea, Diphyllobothriidae.
AUGGAACAGCGGGCACUGAAAAGCCUAAAAGCAAACAAGGACAUAAUUAUUCUGCCAGCUGACAGAGGACGUUCAACACUUGUGCUAGACAAAUCGGAUUACCAGAACAAGGUACAGGACUUACUCGAAGACCAGCAUUCAUACAAACAAUGUCAUGCCAGCGAAAUGAAAAAUCUAAUCACCCGGAUAAACAAAAGCCUAAGAAAUCUCAAAGCCAAGGGGGCGAUUACACCCAACGACUGGUUCUCCAUGAAACCCACUGACACCGCCACGGCUCGUUUUUACGGUCUACCGAAGGUACACAAGGCAAAUGUCCCACUCAGACCAAUCGUAUCCCUUCGUGGCACUCCGACGUACGGUUUGGCAAAAUGGAUGUUCGGUCGUCUUAAGUUUUUGGCCGAAGGCUCACCAACAACAGUUGCAUCUGCGUAUCAAUUCCUCGAACGCAUAAAGCAUCUGAGGUUAGAGCCAGACGAAUCCAUGGUAUCCUUUGAUGUCGUUUCGCUCUUCACCUCCAUCCCACAGCAACUAGCGAUAGAUGUUGUGGACCAACUACUGGCAGAGCGUUAUGAGGAGAGAGACAGGCCUCUGAAGUCUGAGCAUCUGCUCGAGCUUCUGCGAUACUGUCUCAAGACCUAUUUCACUUUCGACGGACAAAUGUACGAACAAAUAAAGGGCACUCCUAUGGGCUCCCCUAUAUCAGGCCUAAUUGCUGAAGUAGUACUUCAACGGGUAGAACACUUGGUGUUCACCAAAUAUCAACCAAAGUUCUGGGCCCGCUAUGUCGAUGACACCUUAGUCGUUGUCAAAACAACUGACGUAGAACACCUAAAGGGACUACUGAACUCGGUUGACCCUGAUAUACAAUUUAUGAUGGAAGCGGAAACAAACAACCAACUGCCCUUCCUUGACGUACUUGUGCGCCGGUGUACCACUGGACAGCUGCAAACUACAGUAUUCCGAAAAUCCACUGACACGAGACAGAUGCUACACUUCAACAGUAACCAUCCUUUGUCUCACAAACGUAGUUGUGUCCGCACUCUAUUCCAAAGAGUCGAAACACACUGCAGCACACCAGAAGAUAAAAGGGCCGAACGAUUGUACCUUGUGGACCUAUUUGCAGCCGAUGGUUAUCCCAGGCAUUUCAUCGAGAGAAGCAGACGUUGGGCGCCCAGACAACGGCCAAAUGAGCAGCAACCCGAAGUCUGGAGGGCCAUUUCUUACGUUAAAGGGGUCUCUGAAGCGGUCUCGCGACUGUUACAACCCAGCAGAGUAGGCAUAGCCCAUCGACCACAAGCAACAAUUCGACGUCGCCUGAUGCAACCUAAAGAGCCAUUGCCACCCGCUGAAACCUCAGCAGUCAUCUACGAAAUAAAUUGCAAUGAGGACGACUGCAACAAUGUGGGCGAAACUGGGCGGAAAUUGCAAACUGGCCUCAAAAACUUCACGUACGAGCAGCGCCUGCCGGCCUUGAACCUCUAUCCCCUCCACUACAGGCAGGACAGAGGUGACCUCAUAGCAACGUUCCAGUUGGUAAAAGGACUUAAUCUGGAUGUCGACUGGGAAACGUUUUUUGAAAUGGCACCCAAAUCCAAUCUCAGACGACAUGAUUACCAGCUUAAAAAGGAACUGUGCCACACAAAUCAACGUUCCUCCUUUUUCUCACAGAGGGUCAUUCGCCAAUGGAACUCUUUGCCGGAGUUUGUUGUUAAUUCCCCUACCGUGAACGUGUUCAAGAGACAACUGGAUACUCACCUGCUGAAAGGCAACCCAAACUGCCGAAGCCUGAUCUGA